Scheffersomyces amazonensis is the source of this 2322-nucleotide messenger RNA. RefSeq lists its product as uncharacterized. Lineage: Eukaryota; Fungi; Ascomycota; Pichiomycetes; Serinales; Debaryomycetaceae. The record is from RefSeq and is a predicted model, not a curated record. The transcript has a single exon. Gene Ontology annotation, molecular function: protein binding. Bases 166 to 2283 code for a protein of 705 amino acids.
AGAUCUUUACUAUGACAAAUAUCAGAAAACAGUAUAUAAUUAACUAGUCCAUAGGAUAAGUACCAUAGGAUUUAUGUAUUAAAGCAACAAGUAUCAGAACCAAGAUCUAAGUGUGAAUAGACUCGUCCUAUUUUAUUUUUUAGAACAAGUUCUAAAUUUGUAAAGAUGAUGAAAUCAAAGUCACAGAGUUUGCACCUAUACGAGAUGCAAGGCUCAUUACCUUCAUAUAAUGUUAAAGCAACUAUAGUACCUUGUGAAGGUACCGAUAUUGUAUUUUUAUAUGGAGGGUUUGAUGAUCUGGAUCAAUUAGAUGGUAAUGUAUAUCUUUUAAAUUUAAAGACAAAAAUUUGGGAAGUUGAUGAUAAACAUGAAGGAAUUUAUAGAGAUGGUCAUCUGGCAAUUCAUAUAGGAAAUGGGAAUGUUUUAGUAUUUGGUGGAGUACCAUAUGAUGAAGAAUUUGCUGAUACAGUAUCUAUAUCCAAUAGAAGAAAUCAAAAUCAGAAUCAUAUUCCAAAUCAAAAUCAAAAUCAUUCAUUUAAUAAAAAUAGUAUAAUGUUAAUUUAUAAUAUUUAUACUAAGAAAUGGAUUGGACCCCCAGAUUUCGCAUUAAGUAAUGCACCAGCUCCAAGAUCAAGACAUGCUUCAUGUUUAUCUCGGGAUGGAUCUAAACUUUAUAUAAGUGGAGGUUUAACUAAAUCUUCUAAUGGAAAUGUAUGUCUGGAAGAUUUAUAUUGUUAUGAUUUAACUUCAGGUAAUUGGAUGGGGCCUAUAAGAUUUGUUUCAAGAUUUGAUCAUUUUAUUAAAAUUCAUGAUGAUAAAUUAUAUUCAUUUGGUGGACUUGAUAGAGAUAUGAAUCAUGUAGUUAAUACAGUAUCGUUUUAUUCAUUUAAAACAAAAGAAGUUGGAGAAAUAACUUUAUAUUCUCCUUAUGAUUAUCAAUAUACUCCACCAUCUGAUAAAAGAUAUUUCUUUGGUGAAGAAAGAAUCUUUUUAGAUUCAAAAAUAAAUUCUUCAUUAACUUUAAAAAUGUUUUUACCUCCAUGGAAUUCUAAUAUAGCUGGACUUCAUAUUGAUUAUUUUAAUACUGAGAAAUAUGAAACUUUAAAAGUAUGUGAUGUAGGAAGUUUUGCACCUUAUUUUAAACAAAAUUAUAUUGAUAUUAUGAGUUAUUCUUGGAAAAUGGGAUUUAUUCAUACUGGUGAUGAUAGUUUAUAUUUAUUAGGAAAUAAAUUCCGAAGAGAUUUUGAAGAACAGCCACUUGGAAAUGAAAAUGAAAAUGAAAAUGGUGAUGGUGAUGGUGAUGGUGAUGGAGAUAGUUUAGAUCCUAAAUUAACUUCACUUUUAAAGGUAAAACUAUCUUCAUUAGGUAUACCACUGAGUAAUUCAAUUCAAUCUUAUUCACUGAAUAAAUCACAAUUAACUGUUGAUUUAAAGAAAUUAUUAACUGAUGAAGAAUUUACUGAUUUUGAAAUCCUUGCCUUUAAAGAUGAAACUGAUAAAUGUGAAUAUUCAGAAUAUUCAGAUUCUUUUGAUAUUGAAAAUUUAUCAAAACUGAAUAAAUUAAUUAGUAUUAAAGUUCAUAAGGCAAUUUUAAUAGCUCGAUGGCCUCAUUUUCAUAGAUUAAUAUCUAUUGGAAUGAAUGAAACUAUUCAUAAUAAGAUGCUUAUACCAGAACCUCAAAAUUGGGUUAAGGGACUUAUUUUCUUUCUUUAUAGUGGAUCUAUAGAAUUUGAAGAUUAUAUUUUCCCUGAGUUUACAAUCCUUGAUUAUUUAGGAUUAUUAAUUCUAUCAAAUUUAUAUAAUUUACCCGAUUUAAAAGAAGUGGUAUUAUUUCAAUUAUAUCGAGAAUUUGAAGAAUUUCAAAUUCAAUUAUUUAAAGAUCCAGAAAAUGAACAAAUAAUUCUGAUACUUUUAAAAUUAUGGAAAGAAUUAUCGAUUGGAAAUAUUGAAUCGAUAUUUCUUAUGAAAGUUAUUGAAUUAAUAAAAUCUAUAUGGAGUACAAUCACCAGAUCUAAUGCAUUUUUAAGUCUUAGUAAAGAACUUAUAAUUAAACUUUGUCAAGAUUCAAGUGAUGAAAUGAAAUCAGAAAGUAAUUUAGCCACUCCUGAAUCAAGUCAUGGAUCUUUUGAUCAAAAUAAUUAUAGUGAUGAUCUUGAAACUCCCGCCCGAGUUUCAAGUUCUCCAUUUGUUAUUGAUUUAGUUCAUCCUACUCAUCGUCAAAGUAGUUCAUUUUCUAGUCUUCAACAUUUGACAGGAGUAUUAAACGAUAAUUUACAUACGUGACAAUUCUACUUUUAACAAUUAUACAUUUAAUUAAUACAU